AUGCCUGUAUUUGAUACAAUUGAAAAUAAAAUCAAAAUAAAACGUGCAUCAUUAGUAACUAUGCAAGACCGCUUAAUUAUGUUUGGUAAAACAGUUGAAAUAACAAAUAUAUUAAUAACAAUUAAUCAAGGUUUUUAUUCUCCACUUACGUUAAGUAGUUAUUUAAUGGUUAAUAAUGUAUCAACAUCAGUCUUUUCUGCAAAUUAUAAAGUUUCAUCAGCAACAGUACAGUUAGGAUUUUUACCAAUUCGCGUUUAUUAUCAUAUAACACGAUGGAUGUAUGGAAAUAACUAUAAUCCAUUUGUAGAAAUACAAGAUGGUUUACAUCCAAUUCCUCAUUUUUAUAAACAACAACAAGCUAAAAUAAGAUUUAUAUUUUUGGAAUUCCCAAUAUAUUUAUUUUCAACUAUUAUUAUAUUGUCAUUAUUAUACAUUUUAUUCAAAAAUGGACAAUUAAAUUAUGAUUAUGAUGACCAACCAGAUCAAUCAAAUUCAGAUGAACCAACAUCAUUACAAGAUGCCAUUGCAAGAACAUUUAAUAGAUUUUUAGAUAAAUCAUUAACUGUUAAUCAUUGGAAAUGUGGCAUCGAUUUGAACUUGAAUACGUGGAGAACCAAAUUGUUUAGCCGAAACCGACACGAUCAAAAUAUUGAACAACAAGAAAGAAAUACAAUGUUACAAUAUGCCAUUAAUAAUUGUACAUCUGUUGCUGAAUUAUUCUUCCACAUGUAUCCAGAAAAAAUUAACAAUUAUUCAAUAACACCUGAACCAAUAAAACCAACACCAUCAAAUAUUAUAAUAAAAAUCAAUAAUGAUUUAUCAGAUAUAAGUGAUGAUGAAUUACCAGAAAUAUGUAUUCCACGAUUCAACAACAAACAACAAACUACACAUCAAUCACAUGAAUUAAUUAUAACAGCUACACAACAAGAAAUGAACGAAAUUAUUUUAACAACACAACCUGAAUAA
Molecule: messenger RNA, 966 nt
Organism: Adineta steineri
Lineage: Eukaryota; Metazoa; Rotifera; Eurotatoria; Adinetida; Adinetidae
Source: the annotation of a GenBank genome assembly